Molecule: messenger RNA, 1623 nt
Organism: Hibiscus syriacus
Lineage: Eukaryota; Viridiplantae; Streptophyta; Magnoliopsida; Malvales; Malvaceae
Product: UDP-glycosyltransferase 73D1-like
Molecular function (GO): UDP-glycosyltransferase activity
Source: RefSeq, a predicted model, not a curated record
AAACGAAUAAGGUUGAUGUCAAAACAACUUUAGGUGACCAAGUCGAUCGAGCAUCGUCGUAAAUUGCUCGUUUGGGGUUCCAUUUCUAAGAGCUUAUGGAUUCAACGACCAAGCAACAACCACACUUCGUGUUGAUCCCGCUCAUGGCGCAAGGCCACAUGAUUCCGAUGGUUGACUUGGCCAAGCUCCUUGCAGAACGAGGGGUGAUGGUAAGCUUAAUCACCACGCCCCACAACGCGUCAAGGUUCGACAAGGUGAUCGAACGAGUGACGGAAUCUGGACACAAGAUUCAGCUAGUGAAAAUCCCAUUUCCGUGCCGGGAAGUCGGACUCCCGACCGGAUGCGAGAACCUCGACACUUUGUCUUCCAGGGACCUAUUGAAGAACUUCUACAAUGCACUAGGCAUGUUGCAGGAACCAUUGGAGCGAUUUCUCGAACAACAAAAGCCUCUCCCGAGUUGCAUAAUAUCGGACAAGUGCCUUUCUUGGACCUCAAAAACUGCACAAAGGUUCAAUGUUCCUAGGAUUGUUUUUCAUGGGAUGGGAUGUUUUUCAUUGCUGAGCUCUCACAAUGUGAAGGUGCAUAAGCCCCACCUUUCGGUCGCUUCGGAUUUGGAACCGUUCGUGCCGGGAUUGCCGCAACCGGUGGAGAUAACGAGAGCUCAACUUCCGGGAGCAUUCGUUAGUUUACCGGACCUCGACGAUGUUCGCAACAAGAUGCAAGAGGCUGAAAUGAGUGCCUUCGGUGUUGUCAUAAACAGCUUCAAUGAACUAGAGCAAGGAUGUGUGGAGAUGUACCAAAAGGCUAUAAGUAAAAAGGUUUGGACCAUUGGACCGGUUUCCCUAUGCAACAGAAUAAACUUGGACAAAUUUGAAAGAGGAAACAAAGCAUCAAUCAAUGAACAAAAAUGCAUCAACUGGCUCGAUUCGAAGAAACCAAGGUCAGUUAUCUACGCUUGCCUCGGUAGCCUAUGUCGUUUAGUUCCGGCACAAUUGAUCGAACUCGGGUUAGGCCUCGAAGCAUCACGACAUCCAUUCAUUUGGGUAGUCAGAACAAGCGAUGAAAGAGCUAAUGAGGAGUUAGAAAAGUGGUUUUUAGAGCAUAAAUAUGAGGAGAGGAUACAAGGGAGGGGACUAUUGAUCAAAGGUUGGGCGCCACAAGUUCUUAUUCUAUCACACUCUGCUAUUAGAGGGUUUAUAACACACUGUGGAUGGAAUUCAACCAUUGAAUCUGUAUGCUCCGGGGUGCCAAUGAUAACAUGGCCCCAAUUCUCCGAACAAUUCUUCAACGAAAAACUGAUCGUCGAGAUCCUAAAGAUCGGAGUUCGGGUCGGGGUCGAGGUCCCUGUUAGAUGGGGUGAAGAAGAGAAACUUGGAGUGCUGGUCAAGAAACAAGAAGUUGAGAAUGCCAUAGAUAUGUUGAUGAAUGGAGGUAAAGAUGGCGAAAAGAGACGAGUUCGAGCUCGAGAACUCGCGGAAAUGGCAAGAAUGUCUGUGGAAGACGGAGGAUCGUCGGAUUUCAACAUUUCACUCUUAGUGCAAGACAUUUUGGAGCAAAUUACUCGGACUCAGUAACACCCAAAUCUGCAGGUUUAAUUAACAGUUCGUAAAUUGAUUAAAAAAA